Messenger RNA from Copidosoma floridanum, 2229 nucleotides. RefSeq lists its product as uncharacterized. The record is from RefSeq and is a predicted model, not a curated record. NCBI's taxonomy places the organism in Eukaryota, Metazoa, Arthropoda, Insecta, Hymenoptera, Encyrtidae.
AUGAGCAGCAGCAACGGCGCCAACUACGGCUUAGGCGUGGGUCUGGCCGGGGGCGCGAGCACAGCCGUGGCCCACCAGGGCCAGGGGGUAGCCGCCCUCCUGGUCAUGAUAGCCGUGCUCUGCUUCAUGUUCGCCUACUGCUGUUGGGGCGCGCCCUUUUGCCGGUCGCUGUGCCGCCGGCACAACUGCUGCUACGGUUGCUGCUGUUGCUGGUGCUGCUGUCGGGCGGACGAGCUCGCCGAGUCCGAGUCCUCCGGGGGCUUUGGUUCCGCCGUCGCCAACGAGCACUCCAUGAUCACCACGCCCACCAUCAUACUGCUCCCGCACGGGAGGACCUUUGUCGUACACGGACGGAUUUUCACGCAGUUCCAGGCCGAUGAUACCGGUUUGGAUUUGGUGGAGCUCGGGGAGAGCGUGAUGCGCGCACAGAGGGGCAACACCGGCGCCGGCGGCUCGACCCGACACCUCCACCAUCAUCAUCACCACCACCGGCAGCAUCACCACCAGCGUCAGGUGCAGUUGCAAGACAGCCAGGGCAGUAUCAUCGAGAUGGACGCGGACACGCCGAGCAAAGGCAGCAUCGGCUCGCUCGGCUGCUUUCCACCGCCCACAUACGAGAGCAUCUACGGCAAGGAGGAGGAAGAACGGGGCGAACUACCACCCUCGUACUCUGACAUUCUCCUGCACAGAUUCCCAAACCUGCCGUUCGAGCUCGACGUGCGGCACCAGCGGGACGACAGCAAGGAGGAGCUCCGUGGGCCGCGGAUCAUCGACAACCCGAUCGCCGGCACCUUCGGCCAUCACCAGUACCCCCGGCAAGCCUACUCGAGCCAAAGCCUGCCGCGGCGCAACCCCUCCCUCAUCAGCAACCCCCUCGACGGCUACUACGUGGACAACGAACUGGCCAGCCUCCACUGCAGAGGAGCGAUCAGCCAGCGCAGGCGAAGCGCCGCGGCGGAUGUCACGAGGACCACGGCUGCGGUGGCGUUGGCCGAUGAUGGAAACGACGAGGCUCACGACUCGAGGACCAAUUCCGAUGAUCUGGCUGUAGCGGGUGACACACUGGACAAUCGGUUGACGAGGAAUUGCCGGAGGCAAGAGUCGCGCUCGCAGAACGACCUGAUGAACUCGAGGAACAUGGCGCGAACCGAAGGUGGGGAGCUGCUGCGGGUGGCCGGGUCGAGUGAGAUUUACGCGAGGCGGUGCUCCGAGGAGAGUAUCGUCGUGGUCGACGUCGACGGGAUCGGCGGGGUGCAUCGGCUGGAGAUCGAGCCCGGGAGGUCGAGCGACGCGGAGGACGAUGACUGUAGGCUCGACGAGGACGAGGUCAGGAAUUUUCAGGCCCUGGCCGAUAUACGCGAGAGCCGGGUUUGAGCAUCUUUUUCGUUGGUGCUACAUUUUUUUUUUUUUUUUUUUUUUUUCUGGAGCGGGAAUAUACUUGCUUGUAUUGAUGAUUUGGUUGCUCGUUUGGCGAUUAACGAAGAGGGGAAGUAUAUUUAUUGUGCAUACAAAUUAAUCGGUAGAUGACAACGUAACACGCGUUUAUUUGUAUGGUGUAUGGCUUUUGCUGUCCGAGCAAGCGCUAGUUGACGAUUAGUAAUCUUUCUAGCGUUGUAUACUUGUACACACUGUGGUGCGAGCAUCGAGCGAUAUAAAUUUUCUUAUUUUUUUUAUUGUUUUUUAUUUAUUUAUUAUUAUUAUUUUUUUUUUUUCAAGAGUCAACGGAUUUUUGCGUUUUAUUUUUGUACGUGUACAGUCUCGAAACGACCAAUUAGGUGUCCUCUCAGUUUGUAUUAACAAAAAAAAAAUUUUAUGUAGGCAAGAGAGGAGAACAUCGUAGAAAACAAAGUAAAUAUAACGAUAGCGCAGAUACUGCUACACUCGCUAGUGCAGUCCGUCCAAAGACUCACAUCACCUUUUCGAAACGAGCCUUGGCUAGACUGUGUUAAACUAGCCCUGUUAUGAUUUAUGUACCUAUAUUUCAAAUGAUCUCAAAAUCAAUGCUGGAAUUGCAAAGCAAUUUUAACAAUCUUUGACUGUCGUAUUGUUUAAGUCAAAACAAUUAAACUGUUAAUCUCUUCCUUCAUUUUCAUCGUAAUUUUUCAAAAAACCUUUUUUUCAUGCUUUUAUCGCACAAAUUAAACAUAAUGAUUAUGCAUGAACUGCCACUUGAGAAAAAAUGUAUACUCUAUGUUUGUUCAAAUAAAUACUAUACAUGUUCCUAUAAAA